AUGGUUCAAACUAAAGACUUGGUUCAUAUUCAUAAUAAGGCAGUAGUCAUUGAUAAAUUGACAACAAUCUUAAAAGAUGGACCUAGUCAACUACAUUUUAUAAGCGACUUUGAUAUGACUAUGUCACGUCAUUGGAUUAGAAACAAGGCUACAGACGCAUUAGAGCGAAACUCUUCGUCACACGGUAUUCCUGCUAGAUAUGACAAGAUGACACCCGAGUAUAAACAAGAGACAGCCCGUAUCUAUAACAAGUAUUACCCAAUCGAGAUAAAUCAAAACAUGACGCAUGAUGAAAAGGUACCUUAUAUGAUCCAGUGGUGGACAGAGGCACACGAGAGCAUUAUAAAGCAAAGAAUAUCCAAAAAAGAUAUUGAAGCCAUGACAGAACAAGUUAAACUUGAACUAAGACCAGGAGUUGAUCAAGUGUUGACCGAAUGUCAGAAAGCAUCUAUUCCCUUUCUUGUCUUUUCUGCAGGUAUUGGAAACAUCAUUGAAGUGAUACUGAAGAGAGUGGGUCUAUACUUUGAUAAUAUGCAUAUUGUGAGCAACAUGAUGAUCUUUGAUGAACAAGAUAUAUGUAUAGGCUUCAAAGAUCCCUUGAUUCACGUAUUCAACAAGUCAGAAUUUCAAUUAGAGACAUCACCUUAUCAUAAACUGAUCGAACAACGAACGAAUGUGAUCCUGAUGGGAGACAGUCUGGGUGAUUUACAGAUGAGUCAAGGAGUGGACCAUACCAUCUGCUUGACCAUUGGAUUUUUAAAUCAUGACUUCAAUUCACUCAGAGACAGCUACUUGAACGCAUUUGAUAUCGUCAUUGAAGGGGAUGCGAAUAUGCAACCGGUGAUCGAGCUGCUUCAAUCAUUCAAUAAAUAA
Molecule: messenger RNA, 873 nt
Organism: Rhizopus microsporus ATCC 52813
Lineage: Eukaryota; Fungi; Mucoromycota; Mucoromycetes; Mucorales; Rhizopodaceae
Product: HAD-superfamily hydrolase
Exons: 5
Coding region: 1-873 (290 amino acids)
Cellular component (GO): cytoplasm
Molecular function (GO): magnesium ion binding; 5'-nucleotidase activity
Source: RefSeq, a predicted model, not a curated record